This is a messenger RNA of Sinocyclocheilus anshuiensis, 1528 nucleotides long. It is a transcript of the gene gdf2, whose product is annotated as growth differentiation factor 2. Gene Ontology annotation, molecular function: growth factor activity; cytokine activity. The record is from RefSeq and is a predicted model, not a curated record. Gene Ontology annotation, cellular component: extracellular region. Bases 97 to 1296 code for a protein of 399 amino acids. The transcript has 2 exons. NCBI's taxonomy places the organism in Eukaryota, Metazoa, Chordata, Actinopteri, Cypriniformes, Cyprinidae. Gene Ontology annotation, biological process: BMP signaling pathway.
UUCACUUGAGGAACCCCGAUUUCAAAGGAUCGUCCACAAACGAAUGUCGGAUGUAAAACUUGCAGCGGAAAGUCACCUAUCCAUUUUAGAAACUAAAUGAAGAUGCAGGGUUUACGAUAUUUGCUCCUCCUGAUGUCCAUCAAUUUUGCUACUUCAGUUGGGCUUUGCGAUGGGAAAUCUUUAGGUGAAAUCGCCAGUUUGGAAGACACAAUGUUCAUUCAAGCAGAAGAACAAAGCCUUGAGGAACAACAUGACUUUAACUCCAAAUUGGAGAACUAUUUGGGCUUCAUGAAGGAAGAUUUUUUGAGGAAGCUGAAUUUAUCAGGCGUGCCGCAAGAACAACGAAAGGUUCAGCCUCCUCAGUUCAUGAUCGAACUCUAUAAUAAAUAUGCUUCUGACAAGACUUCCAUCCCUCGGUCGGAUGUCAUCCGAAGCUUCGUCAUACAGGAUGUUAUUUAUUCCAUUAGACAGGGCAACAAAACACAACACAGACUGCUAUUCAACAUUUCCAUCCCAAAUCAUGAAGAGAUCACAUCAGUCCAGCUGAGGCUGUUCACUCUCUGGGAAAGAAGUAAAAACACCUGCACUGACCUCUUCACAUCCAUCAAUGUUUAUGAUGUAGAUUGCGAGCAGAAUGCAAACAUGUUAAAUCUUCUAGAUGGGAGAGACGUAACUGAGGGCGAAAACACUUGGGAGGCUUUUGACGUGACCAGAGCUGUCAGGAGCUGGCACGAAUCUGGACGUGGGGUCGGCGAACUUCAGGUGGAGAUCGAACAAGACUGUGAAUCCCUUGAUAUAAGCCUGGGUUUGGAGGACAACAGCUCGGCAGUCGUAAUAGUAUUUUCAAAUGAUCUCGGGAACAGAAAGGGAGAGUCAAUGAAAGAGGUAAAAGAGAUGCUUCUUCAUGAGAAGCAGCGGGUGUUUUGGGGCAAUCAUGUUCCUGUGAACCAGCACUACAGGAAGAAGAGGAAAGUAACAAACAAUUACUGUCAGAGAACUUCUCUGAAGGUGAACUUCAAAGACAUCGGAUGGGAUAAAUGGAUCGUGGCCCCGCCCGAGUAUGACGCUUACGAGUGUAAAGGCGUGUGUUAUUUCCCCCUGACAGAUGAUGUAACCCCCUCUAAACAUGCAAUCAUCCAAACUCUGGUUAACCUGAGCAAUCCCAAAAAGGCAAACAUGGCAUGUUGCGUCCCAACCAAGCUGGAUCCAAUUGCAGUCAUGUACCAAGAAAAGGGUGUUAUCACGGUCCGACACCUCUACGAGGAGAUGAAAGUAGCAAAGUGUGGAUGUAGGUAGUUUUGCCUGCUUAUCCAUGCAUCUGUAUAAAAUAUCUUUGCAACAGUAUUUGUUUUAUCAUUCCCAUCUGUGAAAUAUACUCUUAGAAAUAAUAGUUCUAAAAGGGGUUUGUAGCAAUGCAACAAAAGAACCAUAUUGUGUUCCCCAUAUUGGGAACCAUUUUCUCCUUAUGGUGAAGAACAUUUUAAUAAUCAGAAGAACCUUUUUCCACUAUGCUCUUAAAAGCAAAGAA